Molecule: messenger RNA, 2341 nt
Organism: Hymenoscyphus albidus
Lineage: Eukaryota; Fungi; Ascomycota; Leotiomycetes; Helotiales; Helotiaceae
Source: the annotation of a GenBank genome assembly
AUGCGUCUCCAAAUUAUCUUCUGCUUCGUCGCUGCAGCGACGCAAGUCCAUGGUAAUUGGCUUCGUGCAGUUUGCGUAAAGAAUGGUGUCAAGGAUGCAGAUUCCACCAAGAUGUGUUGCGACCAUUACAAAGUCAAUGGCUGUCCUAGUUGUGGAUUUUUUCCUGCAGACCCGAGCGAAAAAUUCGACCUAGAGUGCAGGAGCUACGACAGGGAAAUUGUACCUGAAGAAUGGAGGCAACUCUGCGCUAGUGCUGGUGCUUCAGGAGAAGAGGGUCCUGUGUAGACAGAGCGACAGAUGGAAUAUUAGACAGUAGGAGAAGAAAGUGGGGCUGUUCGUGGUGUGUCAAGGAGUCAGAUCAGGUGACCUGCGUUCAUUUAUGAAGCUAUUCACAAUUAUGGAUAAACCAGCACAGACCAGUGUCAACCGACUUAAAAGAUAGAUCUCCUUAAGAAUCUCUUCUCUCCCUGUAAUCAAUCUAUUCAACCAAGUCGCAAUUGUCCUCGACUUGCACUUGUCCCGUGAUACCCCGACCCCGACCCGACUCCGCCCUACCCCGAUCAUGCCGACCCACCUAUAGCCUGGUUGUUUCAGCGUAGUGGGGGUGAUUAGCUAGGGGUGGUCGGGGUAGAGCGGGCGGGUAACGUGGUGAAUACCUAGGUCCGGGUACUACUAAAAGCCGUUGUUAUAGAGGGUCUAAAACUAAGAUAAAGUUAAAUGGCCUUAUAAGUUCUAUUACUUGUAUAGUGCGGGUCUUAUGGACUAUAGUAGCCAAGAAUAAGCUUGUCCCUUCUAGACUUAGAGAUAAGGUAAGAAAGAACCUGUAAUCCGGAGUGACGUACUAUAAAAAUAAAUUCAUUUGUACAUUCAUUUAGUUUAAACCUCUCCCCUAUAUACCAAAAUUGUAUGGCAAAUCAGGCCACCUUUUCAAACAUUUAAACCAUAUAUUACACCCACUUCGGGUGUACGUCUCGUACCUUAUAUCUCGAGUCUAAAACAGAUAAUUUUGGGAAGGAUAAUCAGAUAAGACAAGACGCAGCCCUUACUAUUAUAUAAUUAUGCUUACGAGGACGGAAGAAUCAAGUGCGAGGGACCUCGACAACUUAUAUCUACUUCUUUUAGUUCCGUUACAGAACUAACUUGCUCUUUGGAGAACUUUUCCGCAUCUCCUAUUGUGACGCAUGUCCAUGCCGCGACCAAGAAGAUCUUUGAGGAUCUGCAACGACCUUGUAAGGCUAUUUUUGGUAUAGGCAGCUGGAGACACCGAUACAUAAAACAUAUGACUUUUGCAUGCUCCGCUUAAUUUUUCCUAUGUUCACAAGUCAAGCUUCUCACCUCUACUCACGCUCAUUUAUUUUCCUAAGAACAUGAAUUGAACCACAAAAUUAUCAACAAACCCCAGCGACAAUAUUCAUUCACUCUCGUCUUUUACCUAAUAAUAAGGUCUAAUCAACAUCGCUUUGAGAUUACACUGCUCCUAGGCAAUUUGCCUAACCAUGAAGUUCUCGACAUUAUUUACCACUGAAUCACGCCAGCAAGAGUAUAACGAACCCUUUCUACCAUCUGAAAAUACAAAAAUCUUUGAUCCCAGGUCUCGAAUAAAGCUAUGUACUGCUUUUUUCGUUAACUCAGUCAUAUUCGCUUUUCUUGGGUUUAUUGUUAGGUCGCCUCCAUCCCUUCACUCACUCCCAUCUGUACUCCCAUCCUGUAAGUUCGAUGGUCACAAACAUACAUGCAAAACUUUCACACUAAUAGACCCAUAGUUGGUACAGAAAUGGUAACGUUCAACCCAAAUUCAACCUUCAGUGAAGGGAAUUCCUCGGCCCUAAAGGCAACCUGGGCGAGUCUUGUUCCAUGUCAGACACACUCCGUAACGGGUUCAAUUUCAUACUGAUUUUCGGUAGUGGGGAGAGGAUUUAUCGGUCUUGAUUCCCAUGGAAAACCAAGACCUUGGAGUGGAAUAGAAGCAGAAAUUGCUGAUAUGCGCGUCGUCACGGUUUACCACCAACUUCAUUGUCUCGUCAGUAAAACACAGAUUCCCAAAUCUAUUUCAGCUUCUAAUAGGUUCAUUGCACAGAACGGACUUCGGAUGGCUUCAAUGGGCGAAAAUCAUACCGAACAUAACAACCUCGUUGGUCAGACUCCCGAGGAGCAUUUGCAGCAUUGUUUCGAUUACAUAAGACAGUCGUUGCUAUGUAACGCAGAUACCACUUUGGAGCCACUGACCGGUUUUCCACCAGAUGUUCAGGGGUGGGGUACAUCACACCAGUGUCGAAGCCGUCAAGAAAUAUUUGAUUGGACAUAUAAGCAUAGAGCGACCGAUGAAGGUGGCAUUGUCUGA